AUGUGGGACCCGUGCUAUAGUUCAUCAACUGUGCAACAGACCGGGCCCCUUCCCGGCGAUGAUGUGCAGAAGCAUGCCGACCAGGCGCAGGCCUUCCAGGUCACCUACUGGUACCCAGUCACGACCGAGGACGGUCAAAGUUACUACUGCAACUGGGAGACAGGCGAAACAGCUUGGGACGUGCCUUGUGGUGGCAAGGUGACAGUCGGCGGGCAAGACUUGAAAGACACAGAUCCGGUGGCGGAUUUUGCGAACAACCCAUGGUGCAUCGUUUUCACCAGCUGCCGCUCCAAAUUGCUUGAAGCUGCGAAGGCAGCUAUGGAGUCCGAGGAGUACAAGGAGGCUACCAGCCACUUGCAUGACCUGGUGCAGCAGCAUUCAGAUCUCACUGACGACGAGUUGCAGCUGCUAAGCCUCUCGCUUCCACAAGCGCCGGUCUUGGAAGAGGUCUUUGGAGCUACUGCGGUUUCAUUUCAGAAUUUCGGCAGAGCUUUCAUGGCCUACAACCGCAGAAACCAGCGCCGGGUUCAGAACCAGAGCUUUGAAGAAGUUCUCACCUGCGGAGACAUGCAGUUCAGUCCCAGCUAUUCCGUUGAUGUGGUCGCUCGCGAGGAAGGGAGCGCUACGACGGAGGCGGUCGAGGUAGAGGCCUUCUGCCUCGAGGAGAGGCUCCUGCCCCAUUCGCGCGGUCACGAGCGCCUUGUGUAUGGGCGUCUUGCAGGCGAUUACUAUCGCUACUUGACAGAGCUUGGGGGUGACGAAGCGGAGGAGAGAAAGCGGCGUGGUCACCAAGCUUACGAAGCCGCCAUAGCCGUGCAAGAGGACGUCCUCGUAAAGAACUAUUCCGUGUUCCUGCAUGGCUUGGGAGAUGAAGAUCGUGCAAUUGCUGUUGCGAGGACGGCUUUCGAAGCCUUUCGAUUGCAUGUACUGCGGGCAUGA
Symbiodinium necroappetens is the source of this 939-nucleotide messenger RNA. The record is from the annotation of a GenBank genome assembly. Lineage: Eukaryota; Dinophyceae; Suessiales; Symbiodiniaceae.